Molecule: messenger RNA, 566 nt
Organism: Hevea brasiliensis (rubber tree)
Lineage: Eukaryota; Viridiplantae; Streptophyta; Magnoliopsida; Malpighiales; Euphorbiaceae
Exons: 2
Coding region: 60-566 (168 amino acids)
Source: RefSeq, a predicted model, not a curated record
UACAACCCGGUCCGGUGGUUAGAAAAUUCCACAAGCUGUUUGAGAUCACUAAUAUCACCAUGAGUAACAACCAUUCCCUACGUAGCAUACUGGAUGCUAAUAAGUUGACUGGACCAAAUUUCUUGGACUGGUAUAGAAACUUGAGAAUUGUUCUCAAGCAAGAAAAGAGGCUAUAUGUCCUUGAACAUGCCAAACCCAGUAUUCCUCCUGUUGAUGCUCCUAAAGAGGUACUAAGUGAGUUCAUUCGUCAUACAGAUGAUGAUGAGCAAGCCACAUGUGUGAUGUUGGCUAGCAUGUCUCCUGAACUUCAAAGGCAGCAUGAGAAUAUGGAUUCUCGAACAGUCAUUUUGCAUCUCAAGGAGUUGUUUGAUUCAAAAUGCAGGAAUGAAAGGUAUGAGGUAUCAAGGGAAUUGUUCCGCUGUAAGAUGACAGAAGGAUCUUCAGUGAAUGUUCAUGUUCUGAAGAUGAUUGGCUAUAUUGAAAAAUUAGGCCAAUUGAGUUUUGUCAUGGAUCAUGAGUUAAGUAUUGACUUGGUCUUACAGUCUCUACCUCCUAGCUUCUCAUAG